UUAGUGAGAUCACACCCAGAGCACUGUGCCGUUCUGGUCUCCCUUUCCUGAAGAAAUAUUAUUACUGUAGAGGGAGUAUAACAAAGGUUCAUCGGACUUCAUCCCAGGAUGGCGGGACUGUCCUAUACUGAGAUUGCGAAAACUGACCACGUCUUCUCUACAUUUUCUCACAAUUUAUUGAAUCUACAUAAUACUCAAAAGAAUAAAGAAGGGGCUGUGACUGGCUCGUGGACGGAUAUCGAUUGGCCUUUGAAGAUGAACCAGCUGCUGAUAGCGUUGGUCCUGGCAGUGUUGUCCAUGACAGAGGGCCUGGACAUCACAAACUUACACGCAUGUACGAAUAAAACCAAUGAUUUGCGACUUGAUUGCUCCUACACGACGACUGGCAGUAAAGCGGUCCAGUAUGAGUGGAGUCUCAGUGACGGCAAACGCACACUUGUGGUUGCAAGCACAAUCCACCCCGAAGCGCAAGCUGCCACUUUCAAGAAUCGUGUAAAAACAAUCUUGAAGGACACUUUGCUGAGGCUAACGUUGACUGGAUUUGGUGAUUCUGAUGACGGUGCGUUCACGUGCCAUCUUCACUCUGACAUCGAACCAAAGAAGGAUGUCAAUAAAACAAUUUCAGUGAAGCAUGGUGAAGUGACCACCUGCGGUGCCCCUGGUCUUGUGCUGGACAGCCCCCGAAUGCUGAUCUUCCUUCUCUCUCUUGCUAUCCUUCAUGCCGUGGAUGCUCUGCCUUGUAGAAGUCAAAACUAAUAUUUCAAACUGGAACACAAUGGGCAUGACAGUAAUUUCCCCAUGGAAUGAGCGAUUGUUCUGUGUCGUUAUCUUGCCCUCUAUCCCUUGCCCCCCACUGUCUCUCCUUUGUUUGUAUUUCUUGUGGGUUAUUUUCCUGGUUAUCUGCCCAUGACUUUACUGAGCAAAGAUGCAGUUUCAAUGAGUUACAAAUCACAUGAAGGAGCCUCUCCUAGUCUCCUCUCUCUAGCUCUGAAGCCAGCUGCCCUAAGUGCGGUAGGUAGACGGAGCUGGCAGUGAUGCUCAAAAGGAGAUCAGAGCCACCAAAAGCUGCAGUUUGCAGAAACAGUCAGUCUCUCCAUGAUUUCCUUGAUAAUGCAGAAUAAGUGUGUGUGUGUGUGUGUGUGUGUGUGAGAGAGAGAGAGAGAGGUCAUCUAAGAUGCAUCUCUGGGGACCCUUUUGAUCAAAGCUGUACUUCCAAUAUUUUUUGCAGGGAUUUGCUGCCAAGGUGUGACUCAAACUCUUGAAUAAAUUAAUCCAAGUGCUUUAGCCUUGAAUGACUAUAAUGCUAAGCUGCUGAGAAAUAUAGCUGUAUGUACUGGGAUCGUCAGCUCUGUAUUUUCCAUAAAGGCUGAGUUCUGUGCAGUGGAAUUUUUAAUUAUCAAAUAUCCAAUAAACAUUUCUCAUUUCCUUUACUCAAAUUAAAAA
Messenger RNA from Stegostoma tigrinum, 1443 nucleotides. RefSeq names its product thy-1 membrane glycoprotein-like. NCBI's taxonomy places the organism in Eukaryota, Metazoa, Chordata, Chondrichthyes, Orectolobiformes, Stegostomatidae. The transcript has 4 exons. Bases 109 to 756 code for a protein of 215 amino acids. The record is from RefSeq and is a predicted model, not a curated record.